GGGGCCGUUGUAGGAUUGUAGGGCCAUUAUAGGGCCAUUAUGGGGCCGUUGUAGGAUUGUAGGGCCAUUAUAGGGCCAUUGUGGGGCCGUUGUAGGAUUGUAGGGCCAUUAUAGGGCCAUUAUGGGGCCGUUGUAGGAUUGUAGGGCCAUUAUAGGGCCAUUAUGGGGCCGUUGUAGGAUUGUAGGGCCAUUAUAGGGCCAUUGUGGGGCCGUUGUAGGAUUGUAGGGCCAUUAUAGGGCCAUUAUGGGGCCGUUGUAGGAUUGUAGGGCCAUUAUAGGGCCAUUAUGGGGCCGUUGUAGGAUUGUAGGGCCAUUAUAGGGCCAUUGUGGGGCCGUUGUAGGAUUGUAGGGCCAUUAUAGGGCCAUUGUGGGGCCGUUGUAGGAUUGUAGGGCCAUUAUAGGGCCAUUGUGGGGCCGUUGUAGGAUUGUAGGGCCAUUAUAGGGCCAUUGUGGGGCCGUUGUAGGAUUGUAGGGCCAUUAUAGGGCCAUUGUGGGGCCGUUGUAGGAUUGUAGGGCCAUUAUAGGGCCAUUGUGGGGCCGUUGUAGGAUUGUAGGGCUGUGCCGCUGUUGCCGUCCCUCCGUUGCCACCACAAACGGGCGGUGCCACCACGGGCAGUGACGCAGCCGCGGUGACACCCAAAGAUCCGCCCUACAGAUGGCACAGGUGUGGCUCUGCCCCAUAGAUCUGCCCCAUAGAUGGCACUGGGGGGGCUCUGCCCCAUAGAUGGCACAGCCCCCCGCGAUGGCGCCUCUCUUCCUCCUCCUCCUCCUCCUCCUCUCCCCCUCCCCGACUUCCGCCCACCCGGAUUUCGCCUACAGCGCCCCCAACCGCCCGGAGCCCCCCGCGAUGGCGCCUCUCUUCCUCCUCCUCCUCCUCCUCCUCUCCCCCUCCCCGACUUCCGCCCACCCGGAUUUCGCCUACAGCGCCCCCAACCGCCCGGAGCCCCCCGCGAUGGCGCCUCUCUUCCUCCUCCUCCUCCUCCUCCUCUCCCCCUCCCCGACUUCCGCCCACCCGGAUUUCGCCUACAGCGCCCCCAACCGCCCGGAGGUCCGCACCACCACCGGCUCCGUCCGCGGCCUUUUGAUCCCCGCCGGCCCAUCGGGUUCGACGGCCGCCGCCUUUUUGGGGAUCCCAUUCGCCGUCCCCCCUUUGGGACCCCUCCGUUUCCGUCCCCCUCUCCCCAUCCCGACCCCAUGGACCGGCAUCCGAGACGCCGAUUCGCAACCCUUUGCCUGCUAUCAGAUGGUAGACACCACCUUCCCGGGUUUCCAAGGCUCCGAGAUGUGGAACCCCAAUAGGGAAAUGAGCGAGGAUUGCCUUUACCUCAACGUGUGGACCCCAAAAAGGCGACCCUACAGAGCCCCCGUUUUGGUGUGGAUUUACGGGGGGGGUUUUUACAGCGGUUCGGUGUCUUUGGACGUUUACGACGGGCGCUAUUUGGCCGCGGCUGAGGAGGCGGUGGUGGUGUCCAUGAAUUAUAGGGUGGGCUCUUUGGGGUUUUUGGCCUUAGCGGGUCAUAGGGACGCUCCGGGCAAUGUGGGUUUAUGGGAUCAACGUUUGGCCCUGCAAUGGGUUCGGGAUAACGCGGAGGCGUUCGGAGGGGACCCCGAUUUGAUCACUUUAUUCGGGGAGAGCGCCGGGGCCGCCUCGGUGGGUUUUCACCUCUUAUCGCCCCAUAGCAAAGGGUUGUUCCGUAGGGCCGUCCUACAGAGCGGAUCCCCCAACGGGCCGUGGGCCACUAUAGGGGCGGCGGAAGGGAGGAGGAGGGCGGCGGCUUUGGGGAGGGCCGUGGGGUGCCCUUAUGGGAACGAGACGGAGUUUUUGGGGUGCUUAAGGGGGAAGGAGGCGGCGGAGCUGUUGGAAGGGGAAGGGGUGGUGAUGCCGCCCCAAAGCGUCUUUAGGUUCGCUUUCGUGCCCGUGGUGGACGGGGAUUUCGUGGUCGAUAGCCCCGAUGUGCUUUUGGGGGCCGGAGGCUUUGGACGACAUCGUGGGGGACCACAACGUGGUUUGCCCCCUGAUGGCCUUCGCCCAACGUUGGGCUCAGAGGGGGGGAAGGUUUACGCUUAUCUGUUCGACCACCGCUCCUCCACCCUAUUGUGGCCUUCGUGGAUGGGGGUCCCCCACGGUUACGAGAUUGAGUUCGUCUUCGGGCUGCCUCUGGAGCCCAGAAAUAAUUACACCAGGGAGGAGGUGGAGCUGAGCCGGAGGAUCAUGCGCUACUGGGGGAACUUCGCCCGCACGGGGGACCCCAAUGGGGGGGUGGGGGGCCCCCGCUGGCCGCCCUACACACCAUCGGGGCAGCGCUACGCCCACCUGAACGCCCGACCCCUUUCUGUGGGGCACGGCCUGAGGACGCAGAUCUGCGCCUUCUGGACCCGCUUCCUGCCCAAGCUGCUCAACGCCACCGGUCCUCCGGAGGACGCUGAGCGCGAAUGGCGCCUGGAGUUCCACCGCUGGAGUUCCUACAUGGGCCGCUGGAGGACCCAAUUCGAGCACUACAGUCGGCAGCAGCCCUGCGCCACCCUGUGAGCGGCCACGGAGACACCCCCAGGGACCCCAACAACACCCCCAGGGACCCCAACAACACCCCCAGGGACCCCAAUACCCUGGAGGACCCCAACAACAACCCCAGGGUCCCCAACAACACCCCCAGGGACCCCAACAACAACCCCAGGGUCCCCAACAACACCCUCAGAGGACCGCAACAACACCCCGAGGGACCCCAACAACACCUGGAGGACCCCAACAACAACCCCAGGGUCCCCAACAACACCCCCAGGGACCCCAAGGGACUCCAACAACACCCUGAGGGAUCCCAACAACACCCCGAGGGACCCCAAUACCCUGAGGGACCCCAGCAACACCCCAAGGGACCCCAACAACACCCGGAGGGGACCCCAACACCCCCAGAGACUCCAACAACACCCUGAGGGACCCCAACAACACCUGGAGGUGUCAAAAACAACACCCGGAGGACCCCAACAACACCCGGAGGGACCCCAGCAACACCUGGAGGACCCCAACAACAUCCGGAGGACCCCAACAACACCCCCAGGGUCCCCAACAACACCCGGAGGUGUCACCAACAACACUCUGAGGGACCCCAAUGACACCCAGAGCUGUCCCCAACAACACCUGGAGGACCCCAACAACACCCGGAGGGACCCCAACAACACCCGGAGGGGUCUCCAACACCAUCUCCAACACUGGGAGGGUCCCCAACAACACCUGGAGGACCCCAACAACACCCUGAAGGUCCCCAACAACACCCGGAGUGACCCCAACAACACCCAGAGAGGUCCCCAACACCCGGAGGGGUCCCCAACACCCAGAACUGUCCCCAGCAACACCCGGAGGGGUCCCCCACAACACCCGGAGGGGUCCCCAACACCCGGAGGGGUCCCCAACACCGUCACCAACACCCGGAGCUGUGAUUGUCCGCAGAGCGCCCCAUAGAGCCCCAUAACCACCCCAUAGGCACCCCAUAGGGCCCCAUAAGCACCCUAUAUGGUCUCGUAUCCACCCCAUAGUGUCCCACAGCGUCCUAUAACCACCCCAUACCCAUCCCAUACUGCCCCCCAGUGCCCCAUAGCCACCCCAUUUCCCCCCAUACCCACCCCAUGGUGCCCCACAGUGCCUCAUAGCCACCCCAUAGCACCCCAUAGCCACCCCAUAGCACCCCACAGCGCCCCAUAACCACCCCAUAGGGCCCCAUACCCACCACGUACCGCCCCACAGUGCUCCAUAAGCACCCCAUAGAGCCCCAUAUCCACCCCAUAGCGCCUCACAGCGCCCCAUAACCACCCCAUAGCGCCCCACAGCGCCCCAUAUCCACCCCAUAGCACUCCACAGUGCCCCAUAACCACCCCAUAGGGCCCCAUUCCCACCCCACAGGGCCCCACAGCGCCCCGCAGUGCCCCAUAACCACCCCAUAUGCACCUCGUAUCCACCCCAUAGCGCCCCACAGUGCUCCAUUCCCACCCCAUAGUGCCCCACAGCACCCCAUAACCACCCCAUAUGCACCCCAUAGCGCCCCAUAGCGCCCCAUAGCGCCCCACAGGCGGAGCUCUGAUGGUCCCCCACCACCCCCAGCCGUGGCUGUUGUGACACCCCAAUAAAGACUGAACUGAA
Messenger RNA from Gallus gallus (chicken), 4132 nucleotides. RefSeq names its product acetylcholinesterase (Cartwright blood group) (gene ACHE). Gene Ontology annotation, biological process: acetylcholine catabolic process; choline metabolic process. Gene Ontology annotation, cellular component: plasma membrane. The coding region runs from base 725 to 2530 and encodes 601 amino acids. The transcript has 10 exons. The record is from RefSeq and is a predicted model, not a curated record. Gene Ontology annotation, molecular function: acetylcholinesterase activity. NCBI's taxonomy places the organism in Eukaryota, Metazoa, Chordata, Aves, Galliformes, Phasianidae.